Messenger RNA from Funneliformis mosseae, 1752 nucleotides. The record is from the annotation of a GenBank genome assembly. Lineage: Eukaryota; Fungi; Glomeromycota; Glomeromycetes; Glomerales; Glomeraceae.
AUGUUUAAAAUAUAUUCAAUCUUACUACCACCUUUCAAUAAGUUUGCGGUUUUUAUCCUUUAUGGGUUAUUAUCAGUAGCGUUAAUAGCGUUAGCACAGGACACUGAAAAUGAAAAGGAAAAGGGAACUACUAUAUUUAAUGGCAAGGUUGAAAAUUGUAUAGUAGAACCCUUAGAGCCAGUGGAGGAAGCGAAUAAGCAAAAAACGAUAGGAUAUGUUCAACUGUUUAGCACAGGUCUACCAAAAAUACCAUGGAAUAAUUAUGAUUAUAUAAAUGUUAUUGCAUUUCCGAAGGAUGGUGAUGGCAAAGGGUAUAGUAUUUAUUACCCAAAUGAUGAAAAUAAAUUAAAACCCAUAGAUGAUUUGAGAGAAUCUAGAACCAAAGCUAAAGCAACUACAAAAAUUCUUCUUUCAAUAAGAAAUUAUAAUGUUGAUCAAUGGCCGCAAGAUGAUGAUGCCAAUUAUCAAAGAAUUAUUACCGACACAAUUAAAACUAUAAACGAUCAUGGAUUAGAUGGUAUAGACAUUGAAUAUCCAGGAAUGAGAGGAAGCUUUUUGGAAUUGGUUGGAAAAACAUUAAUGUUGACUGUUGGUAGAGAUGUAAUCGGAAAUUUAAAAGAAAUUGAUUAUUUUAACAUUGAAACUUAUCAUAAUGCUUUAUAUCAAAACUUAAAAACGCCGCCAGCAGAAGUUAACUAUAAAUCAUAUCCAAAUUCUCCAUUAGAUGUAUACAAAAAGGCAUAUGAAGAUUGGCGUAAUAUUGGGGUUGAUAGUAAAAAAAUAAUUAUGGGCGUAGAUUUUGGGAAUACUUUUCAAAUGGUACCUAACAAAAUUAUUCAACAAAUUCAGACUGUUGAAUUUCCCAAAUCUACCUAUGAUAUUAAGAAGCUAGAUAUUCAGAAUCAAAUCCAACAAAUCAGAAAUUUUUGUCCUAAUGAUGAAUCUAAUAUAUAUUCAUGGCCAUGGAAAUAUCUUCCAAAUAUCGUUCUAAAUUCAACGGAUGAUUUUUGUACUAUCAAUACGACUAAUCCCAAAUGGACACGUAAAUUUGAUCCAACAGAUAAUUCUGGUACUCCAUGGCUAUAUAAGCUUGUUGAACCCCAAUUUUCUUUUUAUUUAUAUGUCUCUUAUGAAGAUAUUAGUUCAUUACGAAGUAAAUUAGAAUUUGCAAUGACUAAUUCAAUCGGAGGAAUGUCUAUAUCUGACGUUAGUCAUGAUGAUAACAAAACUACUUUAUCAAAUUUUAUGCAACCAAUACGUGGGCUUUCGGUUCCAUCAUCUGGAAGUUCAUCUCCAUCGAAUGGAUCAGGUAAUGGAAAAUCUAAAUCAAUUCCUAAUGAUUCAGCUAUUCCUAAGAAAAAUAAAGCCGGACUUAUCGCCGGAUCAGUUAUUGGAGUUAUAUUUGGUCUAGCUUUAUUUGGAAGUUGCGCGUACAUGUAUCGUCAAAAAAUUCUUCUUAAAUCCGAAGCUGGAGAUAUUAAAACGAAGGGUGCACAUACGACUUCAAAGAUUGAAAUGGCAUCCGAACAAUCACCGAAUCGAUUUGGAUCACCGACCACUGUUUUACCAGUUGCAUCUGGUCAUGUCACUGCAAUGUUUGAUUUCAUUGGUAAAGAAGAGAAUGAUUUAAGUUUCAAGAAAGGAGAUGUUAUUGAAGUAUUGGAAAAAGGUGAUGGCCCAAAUGAUUGGUGGGUUGGAAGGGUAAAUGGAAUUGUGGGAGAAUUUCCUGGUAAUUAUGUCAAAGAGACAUAA